Arachis stenosperma is the source of this 2189-nucleotide messenger RNA. RefSeq lists its product as uncharacterized. The transcript is spliced from 9 exons. NCBI's taxonomy places the organism in Eukaryota, Viridiplantae, Streptophyta, Magnoliopsida, Fabales, Fabaceae. The record is from RefSeq and is a predicted model, not a curated record. Gene Ontology annotation, cellular component: membrane. The coding region runs from base 159 to 1844 and encodes 561 amino acids.
UGUUUCUAUAAAAUCAUCCAAUUUUCCCACUCCUUAGUUACACUAUUAAUUACACCUUAUAAUUAACACGUUUUAUAUCAAAGAAUUCUAACACGAUUACCAUGAUUGAGUGGCUAGUUUUGAGGUGAAGAGUGAGUUUUUUUACAAGGGAAACUGCCAUGAAGAGUGUUUGCUUUAACGUAUUCAAUUUUUACUUGUUAAUUUUGUUCAUAGUAGUUUCUCUUAGAUCAACUUCAGCUUUAUCUGCAAGUGGGUCUAGAAGAGAUAGUACUACUGCGAAGUUUAUUCUAGGGGAAGCGAAUUUAGGUCCCUGGAAGAAUAAGAUCACACAAGAGGCUCUAGCACCAGCUCCUGAAACGGAUGCUCCUUCAGGUACCCUUGUGCUGGCCGCAAACAGGACGGAUAGGCCGGACAUUCUACGACGAUUUCGUCGCUACCGAGGUGGCUGGGACAUUGCAAAUCGCCAUUAUUGGGCUUCAGUUGGUUUCACUGGUGCAGCUGGUUUCAUACUUGCUGCUCUGUGGUUUAUUUCAUUUGGCCUCGCACUCUUGAUUCAUGUAUGCUGUGGAUGGGGCAUUAACAUCAAGGAUGAAGGAUCACACCGUUCGCAACGAAUUUGUCUUAUUUUGAUCUUGUUAUUCACCUGCGCCGCUGCGGUUGGAUGUAUCCUUCUAACUGUAGGGCAGGACAAGUUCCACGACGAGGCCUUGGAUACGCUCCAUUACGUCGUGAAUCAAUCAGACUAUACGGUGCAGACUCUGAGGAACGUGACGGAGUAUCUGAAGCUUGCGAAAUCAAUCAAAGUAGCACAGAUAUUUCUCCCAUCUGAUAUCAUGGCAGAUAUUGAUAAUUUGAACCUUGAUCUCAAUGCUGCAGCAAAUACACUGUCGGAGAAGACACACGAUAACUCUGUUAAAAUACGUAAAGUCUUUAAUGAUGUGCGUCUAGCUUUGAUUCUCAUGGCAACACUGAUGCUUCUUCUCGCUCUAGUUGGACUGGUUCUUUCUAUUCUUGGACAUCAACAUGCGAUCCUCAUAUUUGUCAUUAGCGGAUGGUUACUCGUUGCUACUACAUUCAUUCUUUGUGGAGUUUUCAUGAUUCUUAACAAUGCAAUUUGUGAUACGUGUAUGGCAAUGGGAGAAUGGGUAGAGAAUCCACACGCAGAAUCUGCACUAAGCAAUAUCCUUCCUUGCGUUGAUCAGAGAACCACAAACAGGACACUAUUUCAGAGUAAACAAGUGGUGACCAACAUUGUAAGUGUUGUGAACCGUUUCAUUUAUAGCACCGCAGAUUCAAAUCCCACACCGGGUAGCAUCAACUAUUACAAUCAAUCUGGACCAGAAAUGCCACCUUUGUGCUAUCCAUUUGACUCUCAGUUUAAAGAACGCCAAUGUACAGCCCAAGAAGUUUCCGCUUCCAAUGCUUCAUUGGUUUGGAAGAAAUACAAAUGCAAGAUAUCCGAAAAUGGUAUUUGCAACAGUGUUGGAAGGGUGACUCCAGAGAUUUACUCGGAGUUAGUAGGCGCAGUUAUUGAAAGCUUUGCACUAGAACACUACACUCCCAUUUUACUUAGCCUUCAGAAUUGCAAUUUCGUGAGGAACACGUUCAAAGAAAUCACUACUAGUUACUGUCCUCCAUUAAACCACUAUCUUAAGGUUAUCAAUGUUGGUCUUGGCCUCAUUUCGGUUGGUGUCUUGCUCUGUCUCAUUCUCUGGAUUCUCUAUGCAAACCGCCCCCAGCAACGGGAGGAAGUGUUUGUUAAUAAGCUGUCGUUAGCUCAAAAACUAAAGAAAAGAUUUAACAAGAACCGCAACAUCACAAAUGGUGCUAGAGAGGUAGUGUAGUUUGUAGUUAGUUUUACACUAGAAGAUUAUUUGAAACCAAGGAACUUUUACCGUACCCCAUAAUAGGGGGUGAAACCAAGAUGAAGCGAAGUUGCAUCUUGAGUUAUAUUAAGAUCAUAGCCACUUAGUCAAACAUAAUGUACUAAGCGAAAAAAGAAGGAAAACAAUUGAUUUCUAGAUUACCUAAUAAUUUCACCUAAAUUUACCUCUGGUCCCAAUUGUAGAGGUAUGAAGAAAUUGAUUUUACCUACGUAAUCUUAAUAUUUUAUGUAUAAGAGAUUUGGUGUAAUUACAUUCAUCUCUUCUCUAGUUGAUAUUUUGACGAGUAUACAACAAUAUUUCUCA